Pelobates fuscus (common spadefoot toad) is the source of this 1490-nucleotide messenger RNA. RefSeq names its product cyclin dependent kinase 2 associated protein 1 (gene CDK2AP1). NCBI's taxonomy places the organism in Eukaryota, Metazoa, Chordata, Amphibia, Anura, Pelobatidae. The coding region runs from base 203 to 562 and encodes 119 amino acids. Gene Ontology annotation, cellular component: nucleus; cytoplasm. The record is from RefSeq and is a predicted model, not a curated record. The transcript has 4 exons.
GGGGUGCCCGGGGGGUCCCGCCAUGGCGGUGUAUGGAGCAGUCCCAGCAUUGUGGGUGUCAGUGCCAGUGACGCCAUAUUUGCCGGUGCCGCCGCUGUAAACAACAAAAAGUGUCUGAGGAGACAGACAAGAGCCGCUCCACAGGAUCUCAGGACAUUUUAUUUGUUGUUGUGGGUGAAUUGCUGCGCUCCUGCCGCCAGCCAUGUCUCUCGGAAUGUCUUACAAGGCCGGCCUGAGCGCGCCGCUCCCCGGACACCCCGCGGCCCCCGCUGGAAGUGCGCACUCCCCCUCCACUAGCAUGGCGUCCUCUGCACAGUACAGACAACUGGUAAAUGACUAUGGACCUCCAUCCUUGGGGUACACACAGGGUACCAGCAAUAACCAGGUGCCACAAAGCAAGUAUGCAGAACUCCUUGUGAUCAUAGAGGAACUGGGGAAAGAAAUUAGACCAACCUAUGCAGGCAGUAAAAGUGCCAUGGAAAGACUAAAAAGAGGUAUCAUCCAUGCACGAGGUUUGGUACGAGAAUGUCUGGCUGAAACAGAGCGUAAUGCCAGAUCUUAGCUGUGCCACAUGAAGCAUACAACAUUUUCUUUUUGGAAUUUCAGGGCAGUUUUCUGAAUAUUUAGCCAAGGGGAUUAACACUAUUUAGUCCCUUUUAAUGUACUGUAAAGCUGCUGAAUACAAGAUAAGAUUUUUACAAGUUAAAAGAAUUUCCAUAUAAAAAAAAAUAAAUAAAAAUUAAAAGUAUUACUGGCUCUUUUAAAUUAUUUUAAAGGGUCCAUGGAAAUUCAUACAUUGCAUCAUAAGCUUCAACUUAAUUUUCAUUUCUUGUACAUUUAACAUUAUCCAAGUUCUUCUACCAACCUUUCUGCAUUGUACGCUAAAUAAUUUUGUGUUUUUAUAAGAACAAUGCAUGUUUUCUUUUGCCAAGUGGGUUGUGUUUGUUUGCGUCUGUCAUAUAGUAAUCAUGUUUUAUUCCAGCCCUAAAUAAUCUGGUUUCCUCCCCAAAUGUCAUUAACUUUUAAUAAUGUAUAUCCCGUCUACCCCUUUAAAAAUUCUGCACAGGAAUGAACAUUCUUUACAAAUAACUUGUUUAACAUAGCACAAAGGAUGUUUCUAGCCUAAUGAUGUCAUCUGCCUCAUUUGGAGUGAAUAGUGAAUAAUCUAAAAACCUGCGUCUUCUGGAAGAAAUUAUUGAUCACGGAUUUUCCUCUGAAAAGUGACAUAAAUGUUAGCUACGUAAAAAUGCUGUUGUGUUUUCUUAUGACCGGGCUAUCAUUGACCUAUGCAUUUGCAUGUAUAAACACCUUUGACAUCCAUUCAACAUGCAUGACUUAUUUAAGUAAGAGAACUCUUGUUACUUUUCCAUGGAUAGAUCUAUGCAUCUGCCAAAACUGCAAAUAAAAAAAUACAAAAUAUUUAGACUAAGGCUGUUAAGUGUAGACAGAUAUAAAAAAAAAAAAAAAAAAUCCAAUGGAAACUAUUUGCA